Molecule: messenger RNA, 747 nt
Organism: Anopheles coustani
Lineage: Eukaryota; Metazoa; Arthropoda; Insecta; Diptera; Culicidae
Product: zinc metalloproteinase nas-4
Exons: 3
Coding region: 1-747 (248 amino acids)
Biological process (GO): proteolysis
Molecular function (GO): metalloendopeptidase activity; zinc ion binding
Source: RefSeq, a predicted model, not a curated record
AUGAAGUUAGUUUUACUCUUGUUGGCGGUAUCCUCGUGCCGAUCCGAAGUAGUAGCGAUCGAGCGCAGUUACUUUGAAAGUUAUCUUAGGGAGCCUCCACCACCGACGCAGAAGGAUUCCGAAAAGCAUGGCGGUGGCAAGAAUGCGCUUAGUUUGGAAUAUUACAAAUGGCCGAAUGGAAUAGUGCCGUUUUUGUUCAGUCAUGGCUUCAGUGUAAACGAGCAAGCUAUCAUUCUGGAUGCGAUAAACGUACUUCAACAGCAAACUUGUGUUUACUUCAUCCCGAAGACGCCGGAUCAGAGGGAACACAUUCGUUUCGUAAAGUCGGAUUGGGGCUGUGGUUCAUCGAUCGGGUAUCGGCGAGGUCAAGUCGAACCACUGGAUGUGACGCUGGACGACUUCUGUCUCGAACUCCCGGGAGCUGUCCAGCAUGAGCUGCUGCAUGUUCUGGGUCUAUUUCACGAGCAUACUCGACCAGAUAGGGACGAUUACGUCGAGGUGUUGUGGGAAAACAUAGAGCCAGCUUACCGACAUAACUUUGCCAAGGGCUCCUGGGAUUACAUGGAGUCUUUUGGUCUACCGUACGACUACGGUAGCGUUAUGCACUAUCCAAGCUAUGCGUAUGCGAAAGCAGGGGCGUCCGUUACCAUGGUAUCGCGCAUAAACAGCAGUGCACCGCUUGGUCAAACUGAUGGGGCAAGCUUUUACGAUCUGCAAAAAAUUCGCUACAUGUAUCCUUGUCCGUAA